AUGGCCUACGGUUUUUCUUGGGGUGGAUUUUCUGGCACCGAAACACUGGACAAUGUGCAGAGUGGUAUCGGUCGCGUUGGCAACUACAAGUUUAUCCCUCAUGUACAAAAGUCUGUGGUUCGCGCUCCGUCCAUUUUGUCCUCUCACGGCAAGGCUACGAGCAACCACAUGGAAACGAAACGAGUCAUGACGGCUCUGGGAACCUUUGUACAAAAACCCGGUGUUGUUAGCUUUACCAAUCUCAUUUUCGCGGCGGUGCUCAAGAUUGAUCCCAAGAUUGGUUGGGGUGUCAUUGGAGCCGUGUCGGUGAGUGCGAUUGCUGCCAUUGCGUCGCUUGUUGUGGUGAACUAG
Messenger RNA from Seminavis robusta, 351 nucleotides. Lineage: Eukaryota; Bacillariophyta; Bacillariophyceae; Naviculales; Naviculaceae. The record is from the annotation of a GenBank genome assembly.